This is a messenger RNA of Astyanax mexicanus (Mexican tetra), 1527 nucleotides long. It is a transcript of the gene havcr1, whose product is annotated as hepatitis A virus cellular receptor 1. The transcript has 7 exons. The record is from RefSeq and is a predicted model, not a curated record. NCBI's taxonomy places the organism in Eukaryota, Metazoa, Chordata, Actinopteri, Characiformes, Acestrorhamphidae. Bases 96 to 911 code for a protein of 271 amino acids.
UGUGCACUGGUGGGUUAACCUGAGGGUAGACCAGUAAAAUGUGAGUGUGGGGACGCAGUUGUCAGCCAGAUGCUUCAGAGUGAAACCGCUUCAUCAUGAAUCUGCUGCCCUGCUUCAUCUCCUCAAUCUGGCUUCUGCUCUACCUGACAGCGUCUUCAUGCCGAGCCGUUAAUGUAAGUGGCUUCUACGGUGAUGACAUCGUUCUGCCAUGCAAGUAUGACUGGAGAUAUCACGGGAAGUGUGAGAUAUGCUGGAUGAAGGGAGACAUUCCAGCAUCAGGAUGUGGAGAUGAAAUUAUUGCUACAGAUGGAGACAGAGUGACGAGGAGAACAUCAAGCAAAUAUACACUAAGGGGAGACAUUCAAAAGGGAGAUGUGUCUCUGACAAUAAUCAAGGCUGGACAAAAUGACUCUGGGAAAUAUGGCUGCCGAGUGCAUGUGCCCGGAUGGUUCAAUGAUAAAAAAAUUACAGUCCAUGUAUCCCUUGCAGAAGCAGAACCUGUAUCAACAGCAGCACCAGCAGCACCAGGAGAGAAUUCUUCAUUAUCAAGCAGCACAGAGACUGUAACCAGCGAGCCACUGAUCUCUGUGUCCCCAACACAGGGAAACUACACCAACUCAUCUCUUCCUGUGCACAACAGAAAGGAUGAUGACACGUCGUACAAUAUGCUUCCUGGUAUCAUGGUAUCGGUUCUACUGCUUCUGGGUCUGGGGCUUGUGGCUAUUUAUCUCCUGUGGAAGCAAAAGAGAAAAAGCAGGGAGACAUUUGACACAUCCCAGGACUCUGUGCUCUACAGUAACCUGAACGGCAGUGUGGGCCGGAACAGCAGUGUGGGUCUGAACAGCAGAGAGAUGGCAGUGGAGAACGUCUAUCAGAUAGAGAGUGAGAAUGAAUACGAACGAUGGUCAUGAUUAUUCAUGCAGUGAUUGUGAUUACUCAUUCAUUCAUUCAUUCAUUCAUUAAGAAUACAGUGUACGGAUGGUUCAGAUCAUUUUAAAUUAUCACACUUUUUGUUUGUCAGAGACAUUUUGUGGAAUAUAUAUAUUUUCUGGCCGAACUGUCACGACAUGUUUUGCUGCACACGCUUUUAAAAUACAGAAAUGAUACUGACAGUGCGGUCUGCAAAUGUUUUUUUUUUCAGUUUCCUGUCUUACGCAUUGCAGUGUAACUCUUGUAUUUAAUGUUGUAUUACUGUUUUUAAUACUAUUCAGCUCUGCAGUAACAUUAAUUCACUGAUAUGUUUAGUAAUAUACAUAAAUCCUAUUGUCUAUUAUUCACAUGAACUGAUAAGCGAGUUAGAGUGUUUAUUUAGAGUAUGGCAGUGCUUUUUGAUUUUACAUUUGAUCUCUUGACUUUUGUAUAUUUUUUUAGAGGAAACACAGUUCUGUUUAUUACCAACAUUAAAAUACUACAUUUGAGCAUUGUAACAGCAUUAUUUAUCAUCAUUUAUAUCUGUCCCUUUAUACUUUCAAUGACCCAUACGCAAAUUGUCAACAGUGUCAGUAAAAAGUUUGGACACACCUUAAA